Molecule: messenger RNA, 1653 nt
Organism: Rosa chinensis
Lineage: Eukaryota; Viridiplantae; Streptophyta; Magnoliopsida; Rosales; Rosaceae
Exons: 3
Coding region: 1-1653 (550 amino acids)
Source: RefSeq, a predicted model, not a curated record
AUGCACAUUGAGAAGAAUUGUUGUGAUGCUAUUCUUGGUACGCUGUUGAACAUUUCUGGGAAGACUAAGGAUGGGGCUGCUGCUCGUUUGGACAUGGUCGAAAUGGGUAUACGGACUGAUUUGAAGCCUACAACUGCUGCAAAAAGGGACAAGUUGCCUUUGGGUAGUUGGAACUUGUUCCUGGAUGAGAGAAAGAUUGUUUGCAGUUCCUUUUUCAAUAUGACCGUUCCAGUUCGGUUUUCAUCCAAUGUACGAAAUCUGGUGUCAAUGGAGGAUUUACGACUUGCUGGUCUUAAAUCACAUGAUUGCCACACUAUAAUGCAACUUCUUCUCCCUGUUGCAUUACGUUCAGUUUUGGAGAAACCAGUUAGGUACGCAAUUAUUCGGUUUUGCCUAUUCUUCAAAGCAAUAUGCAGUAAAGUGAUCGACGUUUCAAAAUUGCAACAAAUGCAAGCAGACCUGGUCGAUACAGUUUGCUUGCUUGAGAAGUUCUUUCCACCAUCAUUUUUUGACAUAAUGAUUCACCUAACUGUCCAUCUUGUUAGGGAAGUCGAGUUAUGUGGUCCGGUAUUUUUUAGAUGGAUGUACCCUUUUGAGAGGUACAUGAAAGUGUUCAAAGGAUAUGUGAGAAAUCGACAAUUUCCUGAAGGGUGCAUUGCAGAGUGUUACAUUGUAGAAGAGGCAGUUGAGUUUUGCUCAGAACGUAUGCUUCCUAGAGAGGCUACCACUAUUGGGAUCCCUUGGAGAACCAAACUUGGGCUCUUAAAUGGCUGCAAGCCUUUAUCAGGCGCCACCAUCAUUAUUGUCGACAGAAAGCAACUUGACAUGGCCCACCUAUGUGUAUGCACGAACACUGAAGAUGCAAUCCCUUAUUUCAAAGAGCAUAUGGAAUUCCUAAAGUUGAGUUUUCCAAGGUUCAAAAAAAAUAAGAAGUGGUUGAAGGACAAACAGAACCUUACCUUUGCUGGUUGGUUCAAGGAGAGGGUUGCAAAUGAAAUGAGAUUUGCCGAUAAUGAUGUUCCUGAAACCAUUAGGUGGCUGGCUGGUGGACCAAAAAUGGAGGUCCCUACAUUUGGUGGUUACCAUGUGAAUGGGGUUGAUUUUAACACUUCGGAGCGUGACAAAGUACGAUCAGUUCAAAAUAGCGGGGUUUUUUUGGUUGCUGAUGCAAUGCAAGUUGCUAGUGCAAGGGAUAAAAACCCUAAAACUGAUGAUAUGGACUUUUACGGCAGGAUACAACAAAUUUGGGAGGUGGACUACUACAAGUUUAGGAUACCUGUCUUCAUGUGUGAUUGGGUGGAGUCAGCUAGGGGGGUUAAAGUAGACGAACUUGGGUUUACUUUGGUUAAACUUGAUAGGGUAGGGCAUUUAAAUGAUCCGUUUGUCUUAGCUACCCAUGUGAAACAGAUUUUCUACAUACAAGACCCCCUUGAUGAUCAAUGGUCAGUGGUAGUGCGGUGCCCGGAAAGAGACUACCAAGGAGGGUGUAAUGAUGAAGAAAUGGAAGAUAUUGAACUGGAACAACACCCAUUCAUUCCUACAAUGCCAUCGAUUGAGACCUUUGAUGAUGUAGUUGGUGAUCUGCCUAGCUCCUAUAUUCGAGAUGGCGAUGAAGGAAUAUGGGUUGAGAAUGAGGAUGGUCGACGUGUUUAA